Molecule: messenger RNA, 777 nt
Organism: Drosophila subobscura
Lineage: Eukaryota; Metazoa; Arthropoda; Insecta; Diptera; Drosophilidae
Exons: 4
Coding region: 177-719 (180 amino acids)
Source: RefSeq, a predicted model, not a curated record
AUUAUGAAGAUGAUAGCAAUGAUAGUAAUAGUAUGCAUCAGUGGAGAUUUAAAAUACAAAUACAACUAUUUAAUUGAUUAUUUAUUGCUAUUUAAUGAUUUGUUGUCAUUGAGUCCAUUUUUUUUUGACCAUAAGACUAGCCAAAAUAGUGUGCAUUUGAGUUAGGCCAGCUCAACAUGUCAGUUAAGAACUUAUUUCAGCUCAUUUUGAUGCUGUAUUUUAUCACCGAAAUCACUUCCAAAUUUGAGUUUACCAACAUCAAAUAUACUUGUGUGGAUAAGGAAUUCUGCAGAGUAGAUUAUUGCUAUCUGAAGUCGAUAAAUCGAACCUACAAAUAUAUGUCAGUGCGAUUGACUCUAUUUAAACCCAUUUACAAUGUCAAGUUAAACUAUGCAUUUUACAAGCGAUUGAGUGGAUACAAGCCUUUCCUCUACAAUUACACUGUUGAUGGCUGCAAAUUCUUUAAGAGUCGUAGGCGUAUCUCCGUCGAUAAUUACGUUUUUGGUCUUCUUGGGACGAACCACAACCUAAACCAUACAUGUCCCUACAUUGGUGAACUUUAUGUGGAUAAGUUGUCCAUUAGCCUGGUCAACAAUCGUUUAACAGCGGUUCUGCCCUUUCCGGAAGGUGAUUACCUCUUGCAGACCCACGCAUUUGUUGAUGGCAUCAUUAGAUCUGUGUUUCAGGUCUAUGGAACUCUUUCGAAGUCGUAUUAUUAACUCUGUAAAAUGCCGCAAGCUGAUUAAACUCGGAUGUUUUCCCUUGCAUGUGCAUAAA